Macrosteles quadrilineatus (aster leafhopper) is the source of this 365-nucleotide messenger RNA. RefSeq lists its product as uncharacterized. The transcript has 3 exons. Lineage: Eukaryota; Metazoa; Arthropoda; Insecta; Hemiptera; Cicadellidae. The record is from RefSeq and is a predicted model, not a curated record. Bases 54 to 365 code for a protein of 103 amino acids.
AUAAAGUGUCUGUCUGUGUGUUUGUGGCGUUUGUUCUUGUUUGAAGGUCUACGAUGUUUAGGCUAAUGAGUAUGCUGCUGUGCCUAGCCAUGAUGUACGUGGUUGUGUCAGCUCGUCCUAGGUACAUUGUCAUCCCCCUGGACGACACUGAGGUGGUGGAGGGGGGGUGGGGUCCGGUGAGGAGAGCGGAUAGAGUGGCUCGACAAGCAUGGCUUGGUGAAACCGGGGACCAGGCUCCAGAACAGGAUGGUCGAGUGGAACGUCAAGCUCAUGGACACCAUGAACACGUAGACUACGGAGCGCACACAGGACAUCACGGGGCGUUCGGCUGGUAUGCUGACUUCCCAGUCAAAACCGACCAUUAG